This is a messenger RNA of Talpa occidentalis (Iberian mole), 1572 nucleotides long. RefSeq names its product proline-rich proteoglycan 2-like. The record is from RefSeq and is a predicted model, not a curated record. Bases 226 to 957 code for a protein of 243 amino acids. NCBI's taxonomy places the organism in Eukaryota, Metazoa, Chordata, Mammalia, Eulipotyphla, Talpidae. The transcript has 2 exons.
UCCUGGGGCACCCCGGAAUUCGCAGCCCCGAGCUCUUCCUGCGCCAGGACUGCACAGGUCCCAGGGUGGACGUCUGGAGCCUGGGGGUGAUCCCCCGCAACAUGGUGACCGGGAGCUGCCUUCUCGGGGACCAGCACCGUGGAGCUGCGGGCGCCGGUGCUGAGCGGCUUCUGCCCCGAGCCUGCCUCCCUCUCGGAGCAGUACCGGGACCUGCUGAGGCGGGUGAUGGUGUGGGACCCCCAGACACGGAGCACCCUGGACAGCGUCCUCCAGCACCCCUGGGUGGGGCUGGAGAACGGACUCCUGCCCUGCAGCGAGCCGUCCCCGGCCGCCACGACGAGGCCGCGACGGAAGCCAUGUGGGCCUGGGAUUCCAGAGAGAGGACAUCUCCAGGGCGGUUUCGGAGGGAAAAUACGACGGGGUUAUGGGGACCUUCUGGAUACUGCGCUCCAGGCAGCUGGAGGCGGAGGAGGAGGGCCCGGGCCCCCCCUUCUUCCACAGGCCCUCGGUCCCGUUGGGGCCCACGGUGGCCUGGCUUCGGAGCACCCCAGGAGCCCAGCAUCCCCUCGGGUCAGGCCCCCUGAUGGAGGAUGUCUGGAUGCCCAGCAUCCCCUCCGGGUCAGGCAUCCUGUGGGAGGGCGCCUGGGGGCCCAGCACCACCUCCUUGCCAGGCCACCGCCUGGAGCCCAUCAGAGAGCACAGCACCACCUCGGUGACAACCCCGCAGCUGGAGGGCCCCAAGAAACACAUCACCACCGCCUUGGCAGGCCCCCAGCUGGAGGGGGCCAGGAAUACAGGCGCAAACCAGCCCAGCCCGCAAGCCCUCCAAGCACCGACCUAAGGCCUGCUGGGCCAAGUGGCUGGCGCCUCCGGUUCAGCAAUGCGGUGGCCCCUGCAGAAAGACGGGGCCAUGAACACAAUGCUGACGAUGCAGAGUCCACACAAAUUUCAGGCUGAGGUGGCAAGGCCAGAGCUAGAAGAAUCAUCAAAACCAUUUUAAAAUUUUGCUGUAUCUGUGUUCCGGGGAAGUGCUGCUGAGGACCUACUGCAGCACCCGGGAAUUCAUGGCCCCGAUUUCUUGGAAGUUCCAUGGAAAACACCACCACAGAGUUCAUACAGCUGGAGACUAUCACCACCACACUCUGCAGAAUUCACCCCCCCACACCCACCCAGUGGCCGUGGUGAACAGGAGCACACCAGAGGAGGCCGAGGCUCUGGAGAGGGGUCAGGGACUGGGCCCAGCCAGAGGGACCAGGAGCAGCAUGAGAUGCAUAGACAUGGAGCACAGAUGUCCGGGAGCACAGAAGUCCAAGGAUCAGGUCCCAGAAGGCGCAAGGAGGCGGCCGCCAUGGACACACUGGCUCCCCACUGCAGGGGGCACUACCAGGUGACCUGCUCUGCCUGUGGGGCCCUGGGGCGUGGAGGCAUCUGAAUGGUCUUCCUCUGCCUGAAGGAGACAGUCUGAUGGAUUGUUUAGUUAAAAUGUCUAUCCCAGGACACAUUAAAUUGGUGUUUGAAACCGGCUGCAUUUGCUUCACAGUUAUGAAUGCACCCAUACUUCCAACGCAUCGG